AUGGGCGGUGAAGUGUUAAAACACCAGUUAUUUUCAACAUAUGAAAAUAGCCUAAAGGUGAUAUUUAAGUGAAUGAAAAGGAAAUAUUUUCCUGUCAUUUUCAGCAUUAGACCAGGUGCUUACUCCAUGUCGUAUUUGUAGAAACAAUAUUGAUAUGAUUUCAUACUUUCUACAAUUUUGGAUCUAAUAUUGCAAAAUUGUCCUGAUGGGAACCUUGCGGAGUUAGUUUCACAACUUAAUCAAGGACAGACGACCAGUGAUGGCUAUGAUUCCACGGAGCUCCGGUUCUCCUCCAUCUCGGACACUGACCCCUCCCAAGAACAGGAAAUCGUUUAGCGUGGACAGUAUAUUGGGCCGAGAAACAGACAGAUCUUCGCCGGAUAUCUCUGGGCAAUUCACUCAGAUGAGAGCAUCACCUGUUUGCCGUGGCCCUCAGAGUCCCGUCCCCCGGGAUUCCACUGCAGAAUGCGACAAUUCAGACCUGUCCGAGACAUUUUCAGAGUCCACUACACCGGAUAAAACUGACCAUUUACGAGAUAACCACAGCGACACUUCACUAGAUACUCCGGACGUGGACACUUCCCUGGACAACUGUGACGAUGACUCUGGACUUGGAAACAAGCCUCGGAAAAUCCGCCGGAGUCGAACCACGUUCACCACGUACCAGCUUCAUCAACUUGAGCGGGCGUUUGAGAAGACACAGUACCCGGAUGUGUUCACGCGAGAAGAGCUGGCGAUGCGGUUGGACCUGAGUGAAGCUAGAGUUCAGGUAUGGUUCCAGAACCGAAGAGCAAAGUGGAGAAAAAGGGAAAAGGCUCUUGGACGCGAAAGUCCUAACUUCUUACAAGGAGAUACAGGUCCUUCUCUAGGGGACAUGCCUCAUAUACCAACAGGAAGUGCUUAUCCAUCACCAUCUGAUCCCUACUGGUCAACACGCCUGACGCAUCUAACAGGGGUCAACCCCAUGAUGGCCUUCCAUCAAAACAAUAUCAGUAGUAUGGCUGCAGCACAUUAUAUGCAGGGCAAAAUGCCGUUCGGAGGACUUCUAGCAAACUACGUUGUGAACACAAAUUCAUUCGGAAUACCCGGAAUUUUACUGGGAGGCGGAAUGCCGGGGGUGCCAUCAUCUUCAUUGUUAUCGCCUACGUCAUCAAGAUUCAACCUUGACCCCGAAUCCCUUGACCUGCGAAGGUCAAGCAUAGACAAACUUCGUUUAAAAGCAAAAGAACACUCAGCAUCUACAGAGGCUGGUGAUCUGUCUCCAUAAGUGUUUUUUUUCGUGUUUAACAAUCGUUAUAUUGGUGAUGAAUGUUUUAGAAUUAUUUUAAAAGCCUAUGUUCUGUUGUGCUCGUACAAUCUACAAUCUAGACAGCGUAUUGCGGUGCAAUGGGUAUUAUGUCGAUAUGAAGAAAAUUGUGAUAUAUCAUUUCUAAGAUUCGAGUUAUAUACUUUGCUGCUAAAAUGACGCCUAUAAUUACAACUAUAUGACGUCACAUUGCAACAUGGUGUAGAUACAAACGUAAAUAUGACGUCAUGUUUUUAUAAAGUACUGUGUCUUGUUUUAUUAUAUUCAAAUAUACAUUAAAUGCUAAGAAAAAUGAUUUCUAAUCUAGUCAAUUAUUAAAAUAGAUAAAUGUAUUGUUUUCCGCAUUUUAUUCUUUUUAUUUCGUAUCUACAAAAACUGUAUGAGCUAAAUGUAUAAUUUUUGACAGUUGUGUUUUAGAUCCUCUGGAUUAUUCAUAUUCAUUUUUUUUCACAUAAUGACAUAUAUCAGAAGUGACCAUUACUGUCACAGAUUCCUAAAUCUUCAGAUAAAGUGACAUUGGAAUAUAUAUAUAUAAUAUUUGCAAAAUAACAAAAUAAAAAGCACAACAAUUGUGAAGAUUUUUACUCUACGGUAAUAUAAUUCAAUUAACUGUGCCAUUGAAAUGGCAUAAAGACGUUGAAUUAUACUUCAUUGGAUUGUUAAUUGAAUAAUUUGAAUCCAUUUUAUUCUCAUGACAGACUAUAUUUUCGUUGUAUUCGAUCAAAACCUUACGCUACAUAUCUUACAAGGACUAAAUAAUGGUAUCAAUUCACCGUCAUAUUAUUUCUGUAUAUAAUGAUAAGAUAACUGAAAAGCAAACAACCUCUCUCUAUUUAGUGCUUAUUUGGUACACUACAACCAUGCAGAAAUGAGAACCAUUUCGCUAGAGAGAUAAGUUGAAUGUCAAACUUUUUACUAUGACGUCAUUUAAAGAUAAUACUUGUUCAAAAUACUUAUUUCAAAUGUCAGGAAUAUAAAUUGACCAUACUUCCUGUACAGUAACACGUUUCAGCUUGACGUCGUUUUCACGACAGUUAAUUAUUUAAGUUGAUGUUGAUCUGAAAUUGAUUUAUAUGUAAGUUUGUGAUCAAACAGAUUUGAAUAUUGAAAUAAGAUAAGUUUUAAAUUCGUCGCAUGUUUUUUAACACUAUGUCCUUAAAUAUAGUGAGUCACGAUUAUCGUGUCAAUAUUAUAUAUGCGGCGAUUUGAUUUCAUACGGUAAAAUAUUUGUUUCUUUUUUAUAUUGUUGAAUUAUGCAGAUUCGUUAUGUACUGGCGGUGUUAAAUGUCUGUAUUAAAAUGAUUAAUGUUGUAAA
Messenger RNA from Pecten maximus, 2621 nucleotides. Its product is annotated as retinal homeobox protein Rx1-like. Gene Ontology annotation, biological process: regulation of transcription by RNA polymerase II. The transcript has 4 exons. Gene Ontology annotation, molecular function: RNA polymerase II transcription regulatory region sequence-specific DNA binding; DNA-binding transcription factor activity, RNA polymerase II-specific. The coding region runs from base 260 to 1267 and encodes 335 amino acids. The record is from RefSeq and is a predicted model, not a curated record. Lineage: Eukaryota; Metazoa; Mollusca; Bivalvia; Pectinida; Pectinidae.